AUGGAAGACAUUGGAUCUAAAGCCAGCAGGAAUAUGUCGGGCCGGGUUACCAAAGGUCAAAAAAAUCGGUUGCUCCAGCUAAUGCAACAGCAUCGCUGCGUUGGUAAGGGCCAGUUUACGACACCAAACGCCAGAAAAGAGCAUGCAGAAUGUUGGAUUGAUUGGAAAUCGUCUGUGAAAAAACUAAAUAAUUCCCACAGAGCGUUCGCCAGACGCACUGGCAAUCUACCGUUGCAGGAUGGUCCAAAACCCUUGGACGCUAUGGACACUGUAGUUUUGGAACNCUUGGACGCUAUGGACACUGAAGUUUUGGAAUUUUUUUCAAGAGACAUGGUGGAUGGGGAUGGACUCACUCCCGAAAUCGGUUUGGCAUCAACGGCUAAAAGUGUUGAUUUGCCGGAGGUAGACAUGGUUGACCUCGACGUGUUUGAUGAGGAGGAAGUAGUCGAGUUUCCACCGGGUCAGGGGUUUGAAGUUGUAUCCAAUAAGCCAAACAAAACGCGCAGCAGCCAAAGUUGCGUGGAAGAAGCUAGUGUUCUAAUUGAAGCCCAACACCAACAAUUGAAGAAUUUGUUGGAGAGGCAGCACAAGGAGCAUAUGGAUGCCUUAAAGGGCAUUCAUGAUACAUUAAAAGCUCUUUUAGAAGCUAUGACAGGUAAAAUUUAACGAUAACAGCUUUUUGUAAUAUUGUAUCGCAUUAAUAUUUCUUUAU
Molecule: messenger RNA, 712 nt
Organism: Rhagoletis zephyria (snowberry fruit fly)
Lineage: Eukaryota; Metazoa; Arthropoda; Insecta; Diptera; Tephritidae
Source: RefSeq, a predicted model, not a curated record